GCCAUAGAAGAACAUGAAAGUGAAGUCCUCCAACUUGAAUGUAGCAUGGAAAGCUCUCUGCCAGGUGAACAAGAGCAAAGUCAUUCAGCAGGUACUGAUAUACCGGUAGUUGUUUAUGGUAGAUGGUAUUUUAUUGUGAAAGUUAAUAAUAUACAUGAAAAAAUUUCUCUGUGAAUUUGAUUGGCGUAGAGCAGUGUACUUUUUAGUAAACACAAUGCAAAAACAAGGAAACAUAAUGCAAAAAGAAAGAAAUAUAAUGCAAAUUUAUCAGAGAAUGAAAAACUGUGAUUGGGCCAAUAAACAAUAGAAAUUUAUCAGAACUAAUUAAGUGCCACAAUUUGCUGGUGGGAAGCAUGUAUACUUUUAAAACUUCCCCCUUUUUGGUGUAAUUAAUUAUGCUCUGUUGUCUUACCUAAGUAAUCUUUCCUUUUUCUUGUAACACUUUUUUUCUCAAUAUUUUAUUUUAUGAAUUUACCUGAUUAUUUUUAUUUAUUUAUUCAUUGUGGGUUGUUUUUUUUUUUCAUUUUUGUAACCAAGAUUUUGAAAUUAAUAAAGGUGUGGGUGGGCGUGUGUGUGUAACAAAUAAGAAUGUUAAAACUUUCAUAUAUAUAUUUUUUACAUGGACUCAAAAGAGCAGCUAUAUAAUCAGUGAUUUUGUUACCUCUGCAUUCUAUCUAUGUUCCUGACACAUAAAAAUCGCCAAGGACAUAAAAUAAUUCAUGGAUAUAUUGAUCUGAACGUGUGUAUUUGUAGAAAUAUCCCGUACGUGUAAUUUCUGUGGCAGUUAUGGUUGUUGUUUAGUGAUGCAUAUUUGUUUUAGCCUUUGUUGACUUCUGCUUUAAAAUAGAAGAACUGUAUUUUAAUUUCAGUAUACUAUAAUACAGAGUUUUUCAGAUUAACUGUCUGUGGCUGGUAUAUAAAGGCCCAAACAUUUUCCAUUUUGGACUCAUUUUUUUUAACUGGGACUCAUUGGUUCUGGACUGGGACUCAUUAUUUCUCACAAGAUGAGUCCCAGAAUUCAUCAUAUUUAUUUGUAACAAAAACACUGUAAUUCAUUGAUUAGACCAUUUGUCAUGUAAUUCAAGUGUUGUUGUUGUGGUAAACAUGACAAGUCAUCAUGUCUGUACUUAAUUCUCCAUGACUGGAUUGUAGGAUUUUUGUUCUGUUUGUAUUUGAUCGUGCAUUAUUAUUAUGGGAAAACUUACCUUAGGGUUGCAUUACUUUGACUAGGACAAAGUUAAAAUACAUUGAAUUCUCAUAGAGAUAAUUAUUGUGUGGAUUAUAAUAAUGAGUUCAUUGGUUGGGUCACUCCCAUUAUAUUUGAUGACUGGUUUAUGAAAUAUCAGCACUUAGAAAAUGAUUGUCAAGGUUGUUGUAUUAUCCGAAGUUUCAAAAGUAGAAAUAUUGUGUAUUUUCUAUUUGAAAUCAGGUUUUGAGAACACUUCCACAGAUGCAGCUUUAUAAUAGUAAUUCUUGUACAGUUAUACAAGCAUGCAGUACUAGGGUGCGAAGAAAAGGAGGUCAGUUUUGUGCUUGUCCUUCGGGAAGGCUGUAGCUUGCAUCUGUUAGCCCAAGAAUCACAACUCUAUUAUCCCUCAGGCAAGAUAAAAAAUAGAAUCCACUAGCCCCAUAGCUUAUAUGAAUUGUGUAGUUGGUUAAUACAAAUAAUUCAUUUACUAGGAGAAGAGUUGGAACAACACACUCCUGCAGUAGAAAAUGGCCCAAUUGAGGGAGCAAGCAAUGUGCAGGAAACACAGCAACCUCUUCCAGAAGUAAAUAAUAGUAGCCACUUAGAAGAUGACCGCCUAAUUGCUAGAGCAAGGGCAGUUGGUGUGGACUAUGAGUUUCCAAAGCCUGGUGAAGUGGAAACGGAGGAUGACAGAAGAAAAGAUUUUAUUUACUUGAAUCCAGUCCAUUCCUUUUUCUCUCCAACAACAAUGAUAUAUUAA
Porites lobata is the source of this 1949-nucleotide messenger RNA. The record is from the annotation of a GenBank genome assembly. Lineage: Eukaryota; Metazoa; Cnidaria; Anthozoa; Scleractinia; Poritidae.